ACGGAUAGCUUGUUGCUACGUCGCUAUGCUAGCCGCUAGCUAGAGGCGGCUUCAGCUAAACAUGUAGCUAACAACGCAUCGUUCGUCGCAUAACAUUGUACGUGUGUCAUCAUCAGAGGAAAAAUGAACAGUUACCAUUUCAUUAACUAACCCACCCACUCUCAUCCUCAUGAAAUCACAAAGGCGAUAGACAAGAUACAGCUGCUAACAUGAGCUAACAGCAUUUACUGGUGUCAAGCUAAGCUAAACACCGUCACCUUUAUUUAUUUCUGCGUGUGUUGAUGAGUUUCAACAUAUGUUUGAUGGCCCUGCUCCAACACGACACUGGUUCCUCCUUUUUCAGUACCCUGUCUGACAGCCCUUUCAUUUGCAUAUUAAAUAAAUGAAUACACCUGAUGCAAAUCUGAAUAUAUAACAGGAUGAAAUGUAAAAGAAAAUGACCCCAGCAUCAUUUUUAUUUAUGGUCAACCUGCCGGGGAGUCAGUGUUUCGUUUGUUCAGGCUCGUGAAAGAGUCAUGUGGAGUUAGUGUUAGGGACUGAUUCUGCCUGAGGAAAUUAAACCAAAUAUAACUCCCUCACUGGUUAUUCAUGCAUGCGAAAUGUCGAGCUAAUACCAUCACAGACAGCACAUCUGCCUGUUUGUGUCCCGUCUCUCCAGAGCUGGCAGACGAAAAGCUCAGCGUGCUGCCAGAUAAUGAAAUUCAUGUUCUGCUUGAAUUGAUGCAGACUGUGAGAAGAUAACUGCUGUGCUGCUCAAGUCACGUACAGGAGAAUUUGAUUUGGAGUCGAUACUGUUCCUCAAAUUGAGAGGUCUUGGAAUCCAUGAUCUUGGAUGCAUUGGGGAGUGUAUGAGUUUAGAGAAACUGGACCUCUCUGGAAAUAACAUCUCAAGUUUAGCUCCUCUGGCAUCUCUUCGGCUUCUUUCUGUACUCGGCUUGUCUGCCAACAGGAUUUCCAAUUUAGAGCCACUGCGUAGUUGUGAAAGUUUACAGCACUUAAACUUGGCUGGUAACAUCAUAUCCAGCAUUGAGAGCCUACACUGCCUUCAGCCUUUGAGGAAGCUCGAAAAUAUACGUCUCAAAGACAACACCUACAAUUACAGUAAUCCAGUGUGCAGGAACUCAUCAUAUAGAAAUAUAGUUCUUGAGAUGUUCCCCAACAUCAAAGUGCUGGAUGGUGAAAGAGUGGUGGGACGUGGGAGUGAGUUGUACCAAUUAUGCAAGGACAUCGAUGAUACCAUCAAAGCCGGUUUAUACAAGAAUGGACAGCUUGUUGAACAUCCAGAUUGCAAACCAUGGGUGGAGGAUAAUUACUGGGAGAUAAAAAGAUCAAACAAUGCCAUUAUUGAAGAAGCCUACAAACAGUUUAACGAUGUACUUCAUGAAUGCAGACUCCUCAACAACAGAGCCACUCAUGUCAUUUCGCAAACUGAAAGAUCUAUGAGCCUGAAGAAGCAGCCAAAGCAUUAUGCUAUCUGAGUUGGGCUAUUUGAGACACAUUUGUGUGCAAGUUUUAGUUGUAUUAUGAUAUUCCAUGGCUAAUGUACUCUAGGUUUUUCAAAUUACUAAGCUGUAUCCAAAUGCUUGAUAAGUACCAUUGCCAGACACAUGCUUGGUGUUGCAGUGUGAGGCAUUUGUUGAAAUCUCAUCCUAUGCAUUAUGUAUCGAAGGAUACAUGUAAGUGGUUUGAAAACCUUUAUCCAUACUGACACCCCUCAGUUUGGUUGAAAAGAUGUCUUUACUUGCACAGUGUGCAUUUUGUACAAUGUUGUAGCCUGCAUUUAUGCUGAGAGAUCUGCUGCUUAAGAUUUUCUAUAGGUUUUACGUAAUUAAGAGCUUUCUUCCAUUUUGCAUUGCUGGAUAAUUUUGGGAGUACAUGUCUCCCAUGCUGUAUGCUUUCUUUGUGAGGUGAGGUGAACUUUUUGCAAAAGUGGAUGAUUGUUUCAGCUGUUUCUACUUGUUUUAUAUCAUAAAGUUUAUUAUUUGUGGAACCACCUUGUGGCAAAUACAAUUGCUUCACAUCUCUUUUUACUCAUACCUACAACUGGUACUGUGCGUACAUAGUAGACAUUGUUUGCACAUCCACUGCAAAAGAAAACACGUACGUGGACUCUGAGAAGCGGUCCAGUGUCGCCACCUGGUGGUGCAAAGAUGUCUGUGCGGCAAUUCUAGUCGCAGUCCAUCCAUUAUUCAGACCAGCAAUCAGUCGUUAGCCCGUUUAUGAUCACAAGUACGCGUUUUCCUCUCAUAAACUCGCAUUUAGUUUUUUCAAGUAUCACUUGAGAGGAAGUCAUUUCCCUAAAUGUCAUUGCUAAUCCGGGAAGAUAUCCAGAAUAACAGCACGAGCAAAUCCUGUCUUUAAAGGUGCAUUUAAGUGUAGAAUUAGUCAGUAUUAUAGAAUGAAUUAAAAGAGUGUAUAACUGAACGUUGCAUCCAUAAAAUAAUUUAAAUUGUCAUGCAUCAUGACGUUAACUAAUGCUGAGAUUUAUUUAAUGAGGGUUGAUUUCGGGAGGAAAUAGUCCCGGACGGACAUCCGCUUUGUGUUGCGGUGAGCUCGACAAGCUGCUGCUGACUCUGCUGCAUCGACCUUGGCUAGUUGAAGAUGGCAGGGACGGCGUGGAGGUCAGCGGUAUGUACGGGGGAAAUAUGUAAAUGGUAUUUUAGGUAUUGCACCAAACUCAUGACAUUGUGUUUAGAUGAAUCCAGUGACGCUAAACCUGCAGGCAUACCAGAUACCAACGUAACCUACCCAUGCAACUAGCUAUAGCUGUUAUACAUGUCUUAUUUGAUCAUGCAUUGUUGUAAAAGUUAGUUUGUAGCUGAUUGCUCAACAGAUGUCAAUGAAAUGUCCCUCAUCUACAGAUUCUUAACCUACUAAAACAGUGGGGUUUGUCGCUCAAUGGCAAGGAUAAAAUCAAGGCUCAGGAAGUAAGUUCAGCACUGUGGUUCAGCAUAACGUUACGCAUUACAACGUGGACUGUCCUUCCUGCGUUUGGAAAAAGCUCUCGGCAUCUUUGCUAUACUGCAUGUCUACAAUUUCUGCAAUUCAACUAUAGCGUUAAGCUGCGAUAACAUAUGUAAGCUAAUUUACUGUUAACUGGCAGCUGUGUUUCAAAGAUAAAGGUAUUGGCUAUUAGUGAUCUUCAUUGCCCUCUUUUGAGGUGAUGGUGUUUAUCAACAGCAAAGGUUAAUUGCAUAUUAAGUCACUUAUACUGAACAAGACAACAGAAAAUUGCCUUUUCGAUGCAAUGAACAUGCUAAUCAAAGAACUAACAACUCCUGCUGUGAAUGGGAUCGAGUCUCCUCUUCCAGGACGUCCUUUGCAAAUUUCUCUCAUGCUUAUCCAUCCAUCCUGACAUUAAUGGCUUGUGCUUCAUGUACUUGUACUGCUUGUCAUGUUCAGAUACGUGUGCACAACAGUGAUUAUGUACCUUUUGGUCAAAAAGAGUGCAGUACAGAGGAAUAGUUAUCCAGAUAAAUUAGUCUAACAUAAGUGUACAAUUCUUGGGUACUUCUGUUCUUUGCUGGAGGUAGGGUUUAAUUUUGCCUUUACAAACCGUGGCCAUUUUUGAUUGUCAGGUGUCACGUGUGGU
This is a messenger RNA of Anarrhichthys ocellatus (wolf-eel), 3592 nucleotides long. RefSeq names its product leucine rich repeat containing 61 (gene lrrc61). The record is from RefSeq and is a predicted model, not a curated record. NCBI's taxonomy places the organism in Eukaryota, Metazoa, Chordata, Actinopteri, Perciformes, Anarhichadidae. Gene Ontology annotation, cellular component: cytoplasm. The transcript has 9 exons. Gene Ontology annotation, molecular function: dynein heavy chain binding; alpha-tubulin binding. Gene Ontology annotation, biological process: outer dynein arm assembly. The coding region runs from base 849 to 1478 and encodes 209 amino acids.